AUGGCGGCGCGGCGGGUGAGGGCGUUCAAGCGGUGGAUGAAGCAGGAAGGGAUCGAGUGCAGCGACGCCUUGGAGUUAACCGUAUCCGCCGCCCAAGGCCUCUCCAUCACAGCCCUCGCUGAACUCCACGUCGGCGACGCCGUGGCCAGAAUCCCCAAGGCCGCGUGCCUCACCGUCGUCACCACCUCCGCACGUGACAUGAUCGACGCCGCAGGCCUCGACGGAAGCCUGGGCCUCGCGGUGGCGAUCAUGCACGAGCGGAGCCUCGGCGAGCAGUCGCCGUGGGCGCCGUACCUGGCGGUGUUGCCGGAGCGAGAGGCGAUUCCGUUGGUGUGGACGGCGGAGGAGGCGGAGGAGCUGCUGAGAGGGACGGAGCUGCAGCAGACGGUAAAGGAAGACAGGACAGUGAUGCUGGAGGACUGGAAAGAGAGCAUUGAGCCUUUGCGUGAUCACAUUGGGACUCGAUUUGAGAGGUUUUUCGGGUUUGAGGACUACUUGGCGGCAAGAACGCUCAUUGCUUCCAGGUCUUUCCAGGUAGAUGAUCACCACCACGGAGUCGGGAUGGUUCCUUUGGCUGACAUAUUUAAUCACAAAACAGGAGCUGAGGAUGUGCACUUGAACACCUCUGCGUCUAGUGAAGACAGUGAAUCCGAGGAGGCCGAGAGUGGUAGCGAAGACGGCAACGAAUCUACUACUAGCACAACUUCCAGUGUUGGUCAUACUACUGGUGCUAGUACUACUGAUGAUGUAGCUUCUGGUGCUAGUGAUGAUGACGGUGACGAUGAUGAUUUGGAGAUGGUUAUGGUUAAAGAUGUCAAAGCCGGAGCUGAGGUCUUCAAUACAUACGGUUUAUUGGGCAAUGCUGCACUUCUUCAUAGAUACGGAUUUACAGAGCCAGAUAAUCCAUUUGACAUUGUCAAUAUUGACUUGGAACUUGUACUUCAGUGGGGUGCAUCUUUGUUUUCUGGCCAGCAUCGUAGAGCGAGGCUAUCUUUGUGGAGAAGAUUAGGAUACUCCGGAUGCGCCAGCCACAACUCAGAAUAUUUUGAGAUUUUGUUUAAUGGGGAACCUCCAAAUGAGCUGCUGCUUCUGUUGUACAUUAUGUUGUUACAACAGGAUGCAUAUGAUAAGAUUGAUCUGGCUCUAGCAACUGCAGGAAAUUCCAAUGGGCACAUGGACGGCAUUUUAUCAGAUAAAAGUGAAAAAUUGUCCGACAUAACUGCUGAGUUCAGUGAAGCCGUGUUGCUGACAAAUACUAUUUGUAAUGCUCUCUUGUCCCUUGCAGAUAUGCGGGAGAGUUUGUAUGGUAAAAAUUCAAUUGAAGAUGACAUUGAAGCACUGAAAAGGUUUUGUAGUAUAAAAGAGAAAAAGUUGCACCAUUCGUUGAUGCUUCGUAUCAGUGAGAGGAAAAUUAUUCAGAAAUUCAGAACAUUUGCCUCUUCCAGUUCCCAAGUUAGAACUGGUGAAGCCUCUCCGAGAAAGAAGUUGAAACGAAAAUGAAAGACAGGACACUUGUUACAGUAUUAUCCACGUCAUUUCUUCUUUGCAUUAUGCAAUUUCCUCUCCCCAAGUCAACGAAUGGAAUACACAAUGCUUUUGUGCUGCUAUAAAAG
This is a messenger RNA of Fragaria vesca subsp. vesca, 1613 nucleotides long. Its product is annotated as ribosomal N-lysine methyltransferase 3-like. The transcript is spliced from 3 exons. Lineage: Eukaryota; Viridiplantae; Streptophyta; Magnoliopsida; Rosales; Rosaceae. Bases 1 to 1500 code for a protein of 499 amino acids. Gene Ontology annotation, cellular component: nucleus. The record is from RefSeq and is a predicted model, not a curated record. Gene Ontology annotation, biological process: peptidyl-lysine monomethylation. Gene Ontology annotation, molecular function: protein-lysine N-methyltransferase activity.